Striga asiatica is the source of this 1526-nucleotide messenger RNA. The record is from the annotation of a GenBank genome assembly. NCBI's taxonomy places the organism in Eukaryota, Viridiplantae, Streptophyta, Magnoliopsida, Lamiales, Orobanchaceae.
CCUAAUUCGUUUUUUCCUCCGGGGACUCCAUUCCCACUCCCCAAAAAUCAAGACAAUGCUUGAGGACCGAGCCUUCUCGAUCUCCCGUGACUACUCCACGACCCCCCGCGAACCCGAUUGGGCCCACAUCAGCUACACGAACAAACGCCCCCCAGACGACGGAGAAGAAGCCCCCGCCCGCAAAUCCCCCAAACCCGAUCGACUCGACUCGUCUUCCCUAAUACCGGCCAUCGGUCGAGACAACUCCAUCAACUGCCUCCUCCGUUGCUCGCGUGCCGAUUACCAAUCCCUUUCGAGCCUCAACACUUCCUUCCGCAACCUAAUCCACUCCGGCGAGCUCUACCGUCUCCGCCGCCUCCACGGCGUAAUCGAGCAUUGGAUCUACUUCUCGUGCCAACUCCUCGAGUGGGAGGCCUUCGACCCGACCCGCCGCCGUUGGCUCCGCCUCCCGAGAAUGGACCCAAACGACUGCUUCCCGUACGCCGACAAAGAAUCCCUCGCCGUCGGGACAGACUUGCUCGUUUUCGGUCGCGACCUAACUUCCCACGCGGUCUACCGCUAUAGCCUCCUGACGAACGAGUGGUCUCCCGGGACGUCGAUGCUCGAGCCUCGUUGCCUCUUCGGCUCCGCGAGCUUCGGCUCGUCGGCCAUCGUCGCCGGAGGUUGCGACUCGUCGGGGAACGUUCUCCAGUCGGCCGAGAUUUACGACUCAGAGACGGGCUUCUGGCGGAGGCUGCCCGACAUGAACCGGGCUCGGAAGAUGUGCUCGGGCGUGUUCAUGGACGGGAAGUUCUACGUCGUGGGGGGCGUCGGGAUGGGCUCGGAGAUUCUGACGUGCGCGGAAGAGUUCGACCCGGCAACGGGGGUUUGGAGGGAGUUGCCGGAGAUGUCGCCGGUGCGGGCCCACGACGAGACGUUGCCGGUGCCCGUCACGUCGGAGGCGCCGCCGCUCGUCGCGGUGGUCGGGGACGAGCUUUACGCGGCGGAUUACGCGGCGAUGGAGCUCGAGUGGCGAAGGGCGUUUGUUCCAGGUAAGCAUGAGUUCAUGGUGAUGGCAUUGCAUAUGGAGAAAGAAAUAAGUGUUUGGUAACAUCUUUUAUUCUUCUUGGUUACUAAAAUGAGUUGAGCAAUUGGGAAGGGGCUUUUAUGAUAUUUAGCUGUGUGUAUUUCUGAGUGUCGAUCCUUCUUCUGGUUGGUCGGGUUUUCACCUUCUCUCGUUGAUAUACAAUUGCUUCGUGUCGAUUGUGUAUGCACACGAGACUGAUGUGUUGGCAUGUGUUUCGAUUGUCGAUCUUUCUUUCCUUUUACAAGUUGCAUGUUGAAUACCCGAACGCAAUGCAGUCUCCUUGAGGAUUGUAUUAAGUAAAUCAUCUGAAUUUUGAUGCAAGAACUUGCAAAUUGUGUGUGUUGGUUCUGUGUUAAAUUGGCCUUUUGCAACAGUCUUGAAAGGCUACACUCUUUUUUUUUUUGGCAGUAAAAUUAUUAAAUUUGUACACACAAUCGUGCAAUGAGUGUCUGAGUUCUGA